GUUGGACCGGAUAAGACGGUCAGGGCAGUUUGGAAAACGUGAUUGCGUAUAUAAAGUCAGGAGGCAUGGCUGAAGAAAUCCUUCGGGCGUAAAAGAAGACACGAAGCCGUUGAAGAGGGCUCCCUAGGUUGAGCGUUUUUGUUAUCUUUACUUAUUCCAAGCAAAAGAUGGAUCGGUACCAGAGGGUGGAGAAGCCGAAAGCCGAGACACCGAUUGACGAGAAUGAGAUUCGGAUUACGAGUCAGGGCAGGAUGCGCAGCUACAUCACAUACGCCAUGACUCUUCUCCAGGAGAAAGGUUCGAACGAAAUCAUCUUUAAGGCAAUGGGAAGGGCCAUUAACAAGACUGUUACUAUAGUGGAGUUGAUAAAGAGAAGAAUCCCCGGUCUGCAUCAGAUCACAUCAAUUGGAUCCACAGAUAUAACGGAUACAUGGGAGCCUUUGGAGGAAGGCCUCCUUCCUUUGGAGACUACAAGGCAUGUCUCGAUGAUCACAAUAACCCUUUCGAAAAAGGAGCUCAAUACAUCCUCUGUUGGGUAUCAGCCUCCAUUGCCUACUGAAGAGGUGAAGGCUGCCACAGAAUUGGACCAUGAAGGAGAGGGCUCACCUAGUGGCCAUGGGAGAGGCAGAAGUGGUAGAGGAAGAGGAAGGGGUAGAGGGAAUGGUUUUGUCAAUGCUGAGUAUGAGGAUGGAGGGUAUGAUCAUUACCGUGGCUAUCCAAGGGGUAGGGGUAGAGGAAGAGGACGUGGUUUCCGCAGCCGUGGAAGGGGAGGAUAUAAUGGACCUCAGGUUGAUAUGCAACAAGAUAGAGGCUACAAUCAUGAGCCACCCAUUCAGGGCCGUGGACGUGGUCGUGGCAGGGGAUACCACCGAAGGGGCCGUGGCUAUAGAUCCAAUGGACCGAUCCAGGCAGCAGCAUGAGGCGAUGGGCUUUUUGCAAAUGAGAUCCAAAUGGACUGAUGGGUGCCACCCUUAUUUUAUGUUCUUUUUUUUUUUGUUAUCCUUUUUAUUUGGGUCCUUUAAUGCCAGUUUAAUUUUAGGAUGUCAUAAUAUCGUUGGCCAUUACUUUUUAGUUUCCAUACAUCCUGUUUAGAUUGAGAUGAGUUUUCUGUAAUCAAUUGUAGAGAAGUGUAGUGGCAUUCGUUAGGCAGUUGUUUUCUCAUUUUUAUAGGUAUUGUUAAGAUGUUUGGUUAAUUGUAACCUGUAUCUUGACAGCAAAUUUUCUUUCGUUUAGUGCGCAAACCUUUUUGUC
This is a messenger RNA of Rubroshorea leprosula, 1251 nucleotides long. The record is from the annotation of a GenBank genome assembly. Lineage: Eukaryota; Viridiplantae; Streptophyta; Magnoliopsida; Malvales; Dipterocarpaceae.